AUCAUCAGUAGCUGCUUAUAAGGCCUGUAUAUCCGCAUCACAGUGCUAAACAGAAACUCAGCUUCAAUGGUUGGGUACACAGACAUACUAGUAGCAUUUCUCUCCAUUCUUUUUCUUUUCUACUUGAGAUGGAACAAAAAUGUUCCUGUUAGAAAUUGGCCUGUGGUUGGGAUGUUACCAGCGCUUCUUCACAACAGAGAUCGAAUCAACGAUUAUGGCACUCAAGUUUUGGAACAGGGUAAGGGCACUUUUUUGUUCAAAGGACCUUGGUUUGCUAACAUGAACUUUGUUGUGACAAGUGAUUAUAGGAACGUGCACCACAUCAUGAGCAAAAAAUUUGACAACUACCAUAAGGGACCGGAGUUCAGGGAGAUAUUCGAACCCCUGGGAGAUAGCAUUUUCAAUUCUGACGGAGACCGGUGGAAAAGCCAACAGAAACUGCACCACUCAUUGAUAAAAAACAGCAAGUUUAAGUUGGUAGUGCAGAAAAUUCUCAAACAAAAAAUCUAUGAGGGCCUGAUCCCAGUUCUUGAAAGUUGCUCUGAGCUAGGAUCUGUGUUUGACAUGCAAGAUGUGCUCCACCGCCUUAUGUUCGAUAACUUUUGUCUGCUGGUUCUUGGAUUCGACCCAAAUUGCCUUUCUCUUGAACUCCCUGAAGUUUCAUAUGAAAAGGCAUUUGACGAGAUGGAGCAAGGUGUUUUUUAUCGCUAUAUUGUUCCAAGAAGCAUUUGGAAGCUGCAAAAAUGGUUGCGCCUGGGACAAGAAAAGAAGAUGAGAAAAGCUUUGGGAACCUUUGGCAAGUUCUUACAUGAGCAGAUUUUGCUGAAGCAUGAAAAUUUAAGCAGAAAAAAUGCAGAUGAGGAAGAAGAAUUUGACUUACUAACAGCUUUCAUGUUAGGGGAAUAUGGUGUAAAAUCUGACAGAUAUCUAAGAGACACUGCCCUUACUCUCUUGGCAGCGGGAAGAGACACCAUAGCUGCAGCUAUGACUUGGUUCAUCUGGCUUGUUGCUACACAUCCAUCUGUUGAAGAGAAGAUCUUAGAAGAGAUCGAAGUGAAUAAUUUGCAUGGAAAUGAAGAUGGUGAGUGGAAGAUUUACAGUGCAGAAGAGAUGAGCAAGCUAGUUUAUCUCCAUGGAACUGUAUGCGAGGCCUUAAGGCUGUACCCACCAGUACCAGUUGUGCCGAGAGCAUCAAUUCAGCCCGACGUUCUUCCAAGCGGUCAUCAUGUUAGUAGAAAUACCAAGAUAUUUGUGUCUGUAUAUUCAAUGGGAAGAUCUAAAGAAAUAUGGGGUGAAGAUUGCUUGGAGUUCAAACCCAAAAGGUGGAUUUCUGAGCAAGGAGGCAUUGUAUACACACCAUCUUACAAGUUCAUGCCUUUUCUUGCAGGACCCAGGACUUGUCUGGGCAAAGACACAUCUUUCUACCAAAUAAAAAUUAUUGCUAUGGCCAUUAUCCAGAAUUAUCAUGUUGAAGUGUUGGAAAAUCAUCCUGUGGCUCCAAGUCCUUCUAUGGUACUCACAAUGCAGAAUGGUUUGCAUGUUAGAGUGAGCAAAAGGCACCACUGAAGAAGACAAAUUUAUCCCCCUACGAAGUUCUUACGAAAUAUGAAGGCUCAUGAAUACGUAUCCACAUCUCUGUACUAUGUCAAAUGUUAUUUAUUUAUUUUUCCAAAUGCUAUGCCUAAUGUUGGAUUAGAGGUAUAUGUAAGACAUGUAUCUUACGAAUAUCUUUUCUUAGUACCAGCAAUAAAGUUGUUGUCUAAAU
Rubroshorea leprosula is the source of this 1765-nucleotide messenger RNA. NCBI's taxonomy places the organism in Eukaryota, Viridiplantae, Streptophyta, Magnoliopsida, Malvales, Dipterocarpaceae. The record is from the annotation of a GenBank genome assembly.